Messenger RNA from Argentina anserina (silverweed cinquefoil), 922 nucleotides. RefSeq lists its product as uncharacterized. The record is from RefSeq and is a predicted model, not a curated record. Lineage: Eukaryota; Viridiplantae; Streptophyta; Magnoliopsida; Rosales; Rosaceae. Gene Ontology annotation, molecular function: protein binding.
AUCCUUGUCUGUGUAUAACACCGUGAACUCCGUCAGAAACACCUUGGGAGGCUUUUUCAAUGGCAGCAGAGGUGGUGCUGCAGGUAGCUCUUCUCAUCCUGACCCUUGCCAUAUUCUACACCAUCCACCAACUCUCCAAAAAAGCCCUAACCAAGCUCCGAACCAACAACCGAGCCACCCUCCAAGCCACCCGCCACUUCGUCCUCGGAUCCCAGCUCCUGACCCGAGCCCGAUCCACCCCGAACAAGACCCAGUCCCACUCCCACGCCAAAACCGCCCUAACCGAAGCCGAGGUCGCUCUGUCCCUCUCCCCCCGAGACCCGGGCCCGCACAUCCUCAAGGCCCUGGCUCUGGAUCUCCUCGGCGCGCUGAGGUUGCUGGACGCGGCGCUGUCGCCGCCGUGCGUGAAGUCACUAGUGGAGAAGGAGCUGGUCAAGAGGGCCGAGCUGAAGCUAGCGCUGAACCGGCGGCGGCGGGUGGACUCGGCGGUGGAGGAUUUGGUGGAGGCAGUUGGGCUGAGUGAGGGGGUGAGGGAGGGUCAGUGUUAUGAGUGGAAGGGGAUGAGGGGGGAAGCAAGGGAAGCGUUCGAGCGGGCCUUAUCGAUCAACCCAGAGUCAGUUUUGGCCCGUCAAGGAUUGGAGCGGUUGCGUCUUGAUCAGACUCAGGCCCAUGAAACUGGAUCUGACUAAUGAACGGGUUGAUUUACCGUCGAGAAGGCCCGAAUAGUUGGAAGAUUUUUAGGAUUGCGAUAUAAUUAUUUUUUUUUUCGGUUUUGAGUGUGUGUAAUCAGGUAGCGCAUAUGUUAGCACGGUUUAGUGUUGACGACCAUGGUGUUUCUUUUUCUAUAGAUGAUGUUUUGGUUCGUUGAGUGACAUCGAUUGUAUAGAUUUGGAUUUUCAUGUAUUUGUUUUCAUAAUAGAGU